AGAAGAGAACAAAGUGUAAAUUGACAAAUCUCAGGGCUUCUUCAAGUGAGAAAGAGAGUUUUCCAGUGAAUCUCAUACUUGUUAAUGGCUGGAAAGUAUCAAAGGGAGAGAUCCUCAUCUCCAUUUUCUUCUUCUUCGACAAUUUUUGUAUCAAUUAUCUCUCUUGUCGUUAUAGUCUCUCUCUUCUUUUUCUUCUCUUCUUCCCCUUCCUCUCAAACAAGUUUUAAUCGAAACACUUUACCUGUUUUUGAGAACCCUGAAAUUAAACCUGAACUCUCCUUCGUGACUUCUCUUGAGAAAUUUCUCACUUACAGAUCUCGAACUAAAAAUCUACAUGACGAUACUGCUGUUGCUAAUGAAGAAUCUGUAAAAAAAUUAGAUGAGUUGAUUUGGAAGAAUGAAAUGGAGAGAGUGUAUGAAGAUCAGUUUGAUUCGGCUUCUUCAAUAUCAAAUGUUCUUAAAGUUUAUGUAUAUGAAAUGCCAGCCAAAUUCACUUAUGAUCUACUUUGGUUGUUUAGGAAUACUUAUAAGGAUACUUCAAAUCUCACUUCUAAUGGAAGUCCUGUGCAUCGUUUAAUCGAGCAACAUUCUAUAGAUUAUUGGCUAUGGGCUGAUUUGAUUGCCCCAGAGUCAGAGAGGCGGUUGAAAAGUGUUGUUAGGGUUUAUCGGCAAGAAGAGGCAGACCUGUUUUACAUUCCAUUCUUCACAACUAUCAGCUACUUCUUACUGGAGAAACAGGAAUGCAAAGCACUUUAUAGGGACGCUUUGAAGUGGAUAACUGAUCAACCUGCUUGGAAUAGAUCUGAAGGAAGAGACCACAUCCUUCCAAUUCAUCAUCCUUGGUCUUUCAAGUCAGUUCGAAAAUCUGUGAAGAAGGCAAUUUGGAUUCUACCAGACAUGGAUUCUACUGGGAAUUGGUACAAGCCUGGUCAAGUUUGGCUGGAAAAGGACCUUAUUCUUCCUUAUGUUCCAAAUGUUGAAGUAUGUGAUGAUAAAUGUAUGUCAGAGACCGAAAAAACAAGAAAUACUCUACUAUUUUUCCGUGGGAGGCUCAAAAGAAACGCGGGAGGAAAAAUUCGAGCCAAACUAGGAGCAGAACUGAGUGGUGUUGAAGGUGUCGUUAUAGAGGAGGGCACAGCUGGAGAUUCAGGGAAGAAAGCAGCUCAGGAGGGUAUGCGUAGGUCUAUCUUUUGUCUAAGCCCUGCUGGAGAUACUCCAUCUUCUGCUAGAUUGUUUGAUGCUAUUGUCAGUGGAUGUAUACCUCUGGUAAUUAGUGACGAGUUGGAGCUUCCGUUUGAAGGAUUACUUGAUUAUCGAAAGAUAGCUUUAUUUGUGUCAUCAAGCGAUGCUAUUCUAUCAGGGUGGCUGAUAACAUUCCUAAAAAGUAUCAAGCCUAGUAAAAUCAAAGAGAUGCGUAUUAAUAUUGCCAAGCACAUGAAGCAUUUCCUGUAUUCCCAUCCCGCUCAACCUUUGGGCCCAGAGGAUUUAACAUGGAGAAUGCUUGCUGGUAAGGUUUCAAACAUCAAGCUGCAUAUCCGUAGAUCACAGCGCGUAGUGAAAGAAUCAAGGCGCUUGUGCACAUGUGAAUGCCGACCAGCAGCAAAUAUCACAACUCUCUUCUAAUUGUGGCUCAAGCUAAAGGCAUCAGGAGCACCACUUGUUCUGCUUUUCCUUUUCACUUAGUAUUGGAACUAGAUUAACUCCAAUUUUUCCAUCAAAAAAAAAAAGAAGAAGAGAAGAUUGCUCCAAUCUGUAUUUAAAGGUUGUAUGUUUCGUGUUUCCUUGUUGUUUGUGAUUAAAUAUAACAAGAAUAGUGCAAGUCAAUUAUUCCAAUGAAUCUAUUCAACCACAUUUGCUAUCUGG
This is a messenger RNA of Papaver somniferum (opium poppy), 1863 nucleotides long. Its product is annotated as probable arabinosyltransferase ARAD1. The coding region runs from base 85 to 1623 and encodes 512 amino acids. The record is from RefSeq and is a predicted model, not a curated record. NCBI's taxonomy places the organism in Eukaryota, Viridiplantae, Streptophyta, Magnoliopsida, Ranunculales, Papaveraceae. Gene Ontology annotation, molecular function: glycosyltransferase activity. The transcript has 9 exons.